UCUCUCACUCAAUAGGUUUUAAAGCAGCUUCGUUCAAUCUCCGUCUCUCUCUCUCUCUCUCUCUCUCUCUCUCUCCACUUCCUCCUCCGAAUCCUAAAUCAGCAUCAAUGGCGAUUACCUUCUCAGAUCUACACACAGAAGAGGGUGUCAAAUCCGUGGAGGAGCACCUCGCCGGAAAAACCUACAUCUCCGGAGAUCAGUUGUCUGUGGAUGAUGUGAAGGUAUACGCUGCCGUUUCGGAGAAACCUAGCGAUGCUUUCCCCAAUGCUAGCAGGUGGUACGAUUGCGUCGCUUCUCAUCUAGCUAAAAGUUUCCCUGGAAAAGCCGUUGGAGUGAGUAUUGGCGGCUCUGCUGCUUCUGCUCCUGCUCAAGCUGAGGCACCUGCAGCUGCAGCUGAUGAUGAUGAUGACAUGGAUCUGUUUGGUGACGAGACCGAGGAGGAAAAGAAAGCUGCUGAGGAGAGGGAGGCUGCCAAGAAGGACACCAAGAAGCCCAAAGAGAGUGGAAAGUCCUCUGUGCUCAUGGAAGUUAAGCCAUGGGAUGACGAGACUGACAUGAAGAAACUUGAGGAGUGUGUUCGCGCUGUUGCGAUGCCUGGUCUUCUUUGGGGAGCCUCAAAGCUGGUUCCAGUUGGUUAUGGGAUCAAGAAGCUCACGAUCAUGCUCACGAUCGUUGAUGACCUCGUGUCCCCAGACAACCUCAUUGAAGACUAUCUCACCUGUGAACCUAACAACGAGUACAUCCAGAGUGUUGACAUCGUCGCAUUCAACAAGAUCUAGAGAUAUUAAAACCUCUCUCCCUACCAAACGAUACAUUUUGAUUUCCUUCCCAAGUUUUGUUAUCUUUUGUUGUUUGCUUGAGAUGCUUACUUUCUAGUUGCAAGACCUCUUUCAUGUUACAAGAAACAUAAACUAUCAAUACUUAUUAUCUCUUUGCAUUA
Brassica oleracea var. oleracea is the source of this 940-nucleotide messenger RNA. Its product is annotated as elongation factor 1-beta 2. NCBI's taxonomy places the organism in Eukaryota, Viridiplantae, Streptophyta, Magnoliopsida, Brassicales, Brassicaceae. Gene Ontology annotation, cellular component: cytosol; eukaryotic translation elongation factor 1 complex. Gene Ontology annotation, biological process: translational elongation. Gene Ontology annotation, molecular function: guanyl-nucleotide exchange factor activity; translation elongation factor activity. The transcript has 6 exons. The coding region runs from base 108 to 779 and encodes 223 amino acids. The record is from RefSeq and is a predicted model, not a curated record.